AUGCUGCAGUCCCAUCGCAAUCGCGUCUUCCAUGAUUUCCGCAAUGGGGCCUGCAGAAACCUGGUCUCGUCGGAUCUUUUCACGCGAGGAAUUGACAUUCAGGCAGUGAACGUCGUCAUCAAUUUCGACUUCCCUAAGACGUCUGAGACGUAUCUUCACAGGGUCGGACGAUCUGGAAGAUUCGGUCAUCUUGGCUUGGCGAUCAAUCUCAUCACAUACAAUGACCGGUUCAAUCUUUACCGGAUCGAGCAAGAGCUUGGAACGGAAAUAAAGCCCAUUCCUCCACAGAUCGAUAGGACGAUCUACUGCUCUUAG
Messenger RNA from Closterium sp. Naga37s-1, 315 nucleotides. The record is from the annotation of a GenBank genome assembly. NCBI's taxonomy places the organism in Eukaryota, Viridiplantae, Streptophyta, Zygnematophyceae, Desmidiales, Closteriaceae.